Pyricularia pennisetigena is the source of this 2115-nucleotide messenger RNA. RefSeq lists its product as uncharacterized. Gene Ontology annotation, cellular component: Sec62/Sec63 complex. The transcript has 2 exons. Gene Ontology annotation, biological process: post-translational protein targeting to endoplasmic reticulum membrane; SRP-dependent cotranslational protein targeting to membrane. The record is from RefSeq and is a predicted model, not a curated record. Bases 1 to 2115 code for a protein of 704 amino acids. Gene Ontology annotation, molecular function: RNA binding; transmembrane protein transporter activity. NCBI's taxonomy places the organism in Eukaryota, Fungi, Ascomycota, Sordariomycetes, Magnaporthales, Pyriculariaceae.
AUGAGUAGCGACUACUCAUACGACGAGACGGGCCACCUUUGGCCCUUCUUUGUCUUCACGCUGACAACAAUUGUCACUCUUCCCCUCACAUAUGCCCUCGUAAACCGAUCGAGAGACCCCGCAGCCAAGUUCCCGCGGAUUAAGACUGAGUAUAAGCCCAAGCAUGGCGACUUGGUGCAGGCGCAAAAGUCGGCAGACAAACGGAAAAAUCGCACGCUCGGCCUGACCCUGUUUGUGCUGGGCGGAUGGGCCGUCAUGGGCUACAUGCUUUACCUGAUCAGCGUCACCGAAGCCCCUGUUAAUAAGCUCUGGAACCCCUAUGACAUUCUGGGUCUCUCGGAAACUGCAUCUGAAAAGGUCAUCAAGAAGACAUACAAGGAACUGUCGCGACGCCUGCAUCCUGACAAGGUCAAGCCCGACCCCGCCAAAAAUGAGACGAUCGAGUCGCUAAACGAGCAAUACGUCGAGAUCUCCAAGGCCUACCAAGCGCUGACGGACGAGGAUGUCAGAAACAACUACAUCCAAUUUGGUCAUCCCGACGGCAAGCAAGGCUUCAGCAUCAACAUUGCCCUUCCCAAGGUGAUUGUCUCAGACGGAAAUGGAAAAUACGUUGUCCUCGUCUACUUUAUGCUGUUUGGAGUUCUGCUGCCUUAUUGGGUUGGCUCGUGGUGGUAUGGCACCCAGAGGCGCUCCAAGGAAGGCCCGCUGAUGGAGAGCGCAAACCGCCUGUUUAGGGAGUACGAGGAUGACAUUGACGAAGGUGGGGUCAUUUCUGCACUGAGCACUGGCAAAGAGUUUGAGGAUAUUUUCAGGGGUAACAAGGCCGACUCUGGACUGUCCAAGAUUGAAUCCAGAAUAUCGGCACCCGGCGAAGCCUGGCAAUUCGCCGCGGGCAUGUCACUCAAGGAAAAGGAGAAACUCGAAGACCUCGACAACGGCGUGCGGCGAAAGGUCCUGGACUUACUUUGGGCGUACCUGGGACGCAUCGAGCUUGACGACGCUGAGCUCACCAAGGCCAAGUUUGAGGUCGCUCCAAUCGCCCACUCCCUCACAAAGUCCUUCACGGCAAUUGCCUUGGCCUAUGGAAACACGGCUCCUAUCUUGGCCUCAUACUACGCCAGCCAGAUUCUCAUCCAGGCAAUUCCGCCCAAGGCAUCCCCGCUUCUUCAACUGCCCCACAUCACCCCGUCUAUCGCCAAGGCCAUCGAGGGAGACUCUAGGGUACGCAUGUCAUUGCAGCGAUUUAUGGAUCAGCCCGACUCCCAGCGCCGAAGCCAAGCUAUCGGUGAGGGUCUGCUCUCCGAAUCACAGUACCAAGAAGCGGUCGAGGUCGCGAAGCAGUUGCCUUUCCUCCGUGUCGCCAAGGCUUAUUUCAAGGUCACCGGAGAGAAGUACAUCAUCCCAUCCUCUCUAGUCACACUUGUGGUCAAGGGCCGGUUUGUGCCUCCUGGAAGUGAAAACGUCCCCGAGAUUGUCGAAGCAGACCUGGAGGAUGUAGACCCGGCCGAGGAUGACUUGGAUGCUAUUCUUGGGCGCAAAAAGAAACAAGUGGGCAAAGACGAACGCGGAAAGCCUGUAUAUGGAGCCGAUGACGAUACACCCGUUGUGCCGCCUCUGGCUUAUGCCCCGUACUUUGCACGCGACCAUUCUCCACGUUGGAACGUCUUCCUUACAGACUCGAAGCAAGGCAAGAUGGCCGUGCCACCGUUUACGUUUGCGCAGUUUGACAAGCCAAUCUUCAAGGACGACGGCAAGACUCCGACAUACGAGAUGCAAACGCUCAAGGCUCAGUUCCAGGCGCCUCCACAAGCUGGCCACUACACAUUCGUUAUGCACGUAGUGUGUGACAGCUAUGUUGGGUUCGAUACUAAGAUGGAAGUUACCCUAGUCGUCGAUGAGGCGAGCAGGGCGGCCGAAAUGACAGAUGAGGAGGAGAUUAGCGAGCCGGACGAAGACUCAAUCGCGGGCAUCAUGAAUGCCGCCAAAGGCGGAGCACCGCCACCACGAAAGAAGAAGCAGGUUGUCGAGGAAGAUGAAUCAGACGACGAGAGUGGCACGGAAGAAGAAGCGGAUGAUACAAGCGAUACGAACACUGACACCGAGGAUGAGUCUUGA